AUGAGUGGGACCUCGACGGUGUCGGUGACCGCGGCUGGGAUUGGUGGGGAGGGGUAUUUUCGGCCGCCGUUUACGGCUGUUCAGUGGCAGGAGCUGGAGCAUCAAGCUCUGAUAUACAAGUACCUUGUGGCUGGACUCCCCGUGCCGGCUGACCUCGUCGUCCCCAUUCGCCAUAGCUUUGGGGCCUUGUCGGCCAGGUUUUUUCACCACCCUACCUUGGGCUAUUGUUCGUAUUAUGGGAAGAAAUUUGACCCUGAGCCGGGUAGGUGCCGAAGGACAGAUGGGAAGAAGUGGAGGUGCUCCAAAGAUGCCUACCCAGACUCCAAGUACUGUGAGCGGCACAUGCACCGUGGCCGCAACCGUUCAAGAAAGCCUGUGGAAUCUCAAUUUACUUCGCAGUCCUCAACUGCGAUGUCACACAUUUCUGCUGGCUGCAACAGUAGUAGUGGAAGUUCCCAAAGUAGUGGCAGCGGAAUGUUUCAAAACCUGCCGCCAUACACCAUGGUUAAUGCGGGGAAUAUUUUCUAUGGAAACAAUGUAUCAAAGUUGCAAAUGGAGCCUGGCCCCUAUGGGAUCAGUAACAAAGAAUACAGGUAUCUCCAUGGACUGACACCUGAUGCAGAUGAGCACAAUUUCCCUCCAUCUCAAUUUCCCUCCAUCCCAUUGUCGAGACCAAGAAAUGAUUCUUAUUUUCAAAGCAACUACCCACAGCUGCAAAUGGGGCACACUUUUGAGCCUAUGAUUGAUGUUGCAAUGUCAAAACAACGGCAGCAACAUUGCUUCUUUGGUAGCGACACUGGUUCACCAGGGCCAGCCAAGCAGGAUCAGCAUUCUAUGCGGCCUUUUUUCGAUGAAUGGUCUAAACCUAGAGAGGCAUGGUCUGAUCUGGAUGAUGGGAAUUCCAACAAGAGUUCUUCCUCUGCCACUCAGUUAUCUAUCUCCUUUCCGAUGGCCUCCUCUGAAUUCUCUUUGAAGAACGCUAGUUCCUCAAAUGGUGAGUUAAGUCUCUUAACAGACUAAUCUUGUUCAAUGAUCACCUCAUGCUUGCCUUCC
This is a messenger RNA of Ilex paraguariensis (yerba mate), 1053 nucleotides long. The record is from the annotation of a GenBank genome assembly. Lineage: Eukaryota; Viridiplantae; Streptophyta; Magnoliopsida; Aquifoliales; Aquifoliaceae.